AUGUUGUUCAAUCGCCUUUUCUCAUUUAUUGCUUUGGCUUCACUCGCAGUUCCGAUCCUGUCUGCGCCCCUUCCCCUUCCCAAAGAAUUCGAGAUCGAGCACGGUCCGGUUGAAGUGGAGGUCGAGUGUAAGGGGAAAAAGUUGGAAACGGAAGUGGAGAUCGAGAGACGCUCGCCGGAAACUGAAAUCGAGACCGAAACAAAGAGCGAGCUAUUCAAACCCGUCGGCAUCGGUCCUGUCGGCGCAAAGCAAAUUGGACGAUCUGAAGCCGAAAUUUGGCAAGAAGCUCUGAAUGGUCCUCUUGGUUCUAUCGAGAAAAAAGUUGGCACUCUAAUGGGCGAGGUGCAUGAGGGUGUCAAUGCUCUCAACAAAGAUAUGAAGUCAUUCAUUGGUGCGGAUCAGAGCACAGUUUAUGGAAACCCGUCGGGCGGAGCACAGCUCACCGGCACCGAGCUCGCUAAAAUUGUUUCUACAUAUUUAUUGCACAUCGCUCAAAUAGAAGAUGCCACUAAGCAUGUUAGUGGAUACAAAUUCACCUCGGCGCAACAUAAGAUUCGCGAAGAUCUUCUGUCAAUGAAGAAGACUCUGGGUACCAUUUCCCCAGAGGUGCUAGGUGGUACUGCGAACAUGAUGUCGGCGGCCCUUAGCAUGGGCCACGGUUUUAUUGCCUAG
Rhizoctonia solani is the source of this 672-nucleotide messenger RNA. RefSeq lists its product as uncharacterized. NCBI's taxonomy places the organism in Eukaryota, Fungi, Basidiomycota, Agaricomycetes, Cantharellales, Ceratobasidiaceae. The transcript has 5 exons. The coding region runs from base 1 to 672 and encodes 223 amino acids. The record is from RefSeq and is a predicted model, not a curated record.